AAGAGUAAUAUGUAAACUUAGUGCUACUGUGCUAGUCUAGCUACUUUCACCAGUUGAUUUAUUCUAUGUGUGUUUUGUUUACUACCAUUGCUGUUGCUUCCAGUAAUCAUUGAGCAUAUUGUAUUAUGGAAGCGAAUGCAGUUUCUAGAGUCAGUGGGUUCGAAAUAAAUAUUUGAGUCGAAAGUAAUGACUCAGUUGAACCCGUAGAACCUGCUCUGGAUCUGUCACUGAAUUUAUCGAGAUACUGGUAUGGUGGCAUGCUAAUGUUAGGCAUAAUGCAUCUCUAAGACUCUAACUAGUUCAGCUCUACUCAGUCCUUCUACAAAGUAACUAACAAAUAGAAUCAACAACUAGAAGGGAAAAAAAAAAAAAACUAGAACAAAAUGUUACCUUUCUUUCUCAAAAAAGAUGCACAUAAUAAUCAACCUAUCUCUAUCCAUCUUUCUUCUAAGACAACCAAUGAAAAUCCUCAAAAUGAAGUUAAGUUAAAGUAUCUUUCAGAUCAUCUUUCUUCUCAUUAAUUGCUAAUAUCAUUGUAUCUAAUACUCUGUAUCAUCCUGGAUUUUUUUUCUACCUUUGCAUGACACCUAACCUUCCAUAUUAUUAUUGACACAAAUAUUUUGUGUCUUGUGAAAAUGUUGAGGAACAAUCACUUCUGUUGGCUUCUACCUUAUCAUCUACUUCUAAUCUUGAUCUUGAUUGGCAUUGAAGCUGCUGAAGUAGAUAGAAAAGAAGACUUUUACAUUGUUUUCUUGAAAGAUCACCCAGUGGUGAACGAUGAAUCUGCAUUUCGUAGACACAUUAAUGUCCUGUCAUCUUUAAAGGGAAGGGAUGCAACAGAAUCUCAUGUUUAUAGCUAUACGAAAAUCUUCAAUGCCUUUGCAGCAAAGCUAUCUCAACAAGAAGUUCGCAAGUUAUCCAGCAUGGAUGAAGUGGCUUCUGUCAUACCAAGUAGAUACAGGAGGCUACAUACUACAAGAUCAUGGGAAUUUAUCGGUUUGCCUGCAACAGCAAAAAGAAGAUUGAAAGGGGAGAGCAACAUCAUCGUGGGCGUCUUUGAUACAGGGAUAACUCCUCAAUCAAAAAGUUUUAAAGAUGACGGUCUUGGUCCUCCUCCAGCAAAAUGGAAAGGAAGCUGUCACCAUUUUGCCAAUUUUACUGGAUGCAACAACAAGCUUAUAGGGGCAAGAUACUUCAAGCUGGACAAAGUUCCUGACCCAAAUGACAUAAUGUCACCAAUUGAUGUGCAUGGCCAUGGAACUCAUACAUCGUCUACCCUGGCGGGUAGUCUGGUACCUGGUGCAAGCUUAUUUGGUCUAGCCCGAGGGACUGCACGUGGAGCAGUUCCUUCUGCUAGAGUGGCUAUGUACAAAGUCUGUUGGGCGUCGUCAGGUUGUUCAGAUAUUGACAUUUUAGCUGCUUUUGAAGCUUCCAUUAGUGAUGGUGUGGACAUAAUAUCCAUUUCAGUUGGUGGCCUUACUGGUAGUUAUACAACUGAUGUGAUAUCCGUUGGGGCCUUUCAUGCCAUGAGAAAAGGAAUUCUUACUGUGGCUUCUGCUGGAAAUGAUGGACCUAACCUCAACACUGUCGCAAAUCAUGCACCAUGGGUGCUUACUGUGGCAGCUAGUGGCAUUGAUAGGCAGUUCAGGAGUAACGUGAAGUUGGGAAGUGGGAGAAUAGUCUCAGGGAUUGGCAUAAGCGCAUUUGAUCCAAAGCAAAAAUUGUAUCCUCUUGCGCUGGGAGUUGAUAUAGCCAAGAGCGCUGAUACUCGAGAAAGUUCAAGGUACUGUACCGAAGGAUCAAUGGACUCUAAAAAGGUAAAGGGAAAGCUUGUUUAUUGCCAGUUGGGUUCUUGGGGUGCUGAUUCUGCUAUAAAAGAAAUUGGAGGGGUUGGAACCAUCAUCGAGAGUGAUCAGUUUCUUGAUUCUGCCUCAAUUUUCAUGGCCCCUGCAACAAUAGUUAACAGCAGCAUAGGGAAAAGCAUUAAUAACUAUAUACAUUCAGAAAGAUUACCUUCAGCAGUAAUAUACAAAUCACGGGAAGUUAAGAUCAAAGCUCCAUUCAUUGCAUCAUUUUCGUCAAGAGGUCCAAAUCCGGGAACAAAACGCCUUCUGAAGCCUGAUAUUGCAGCUCCAGGAAUUGACAUUCUGGCUUCUUACACUCCCUUGAAAUCACUCACCGGUUUGAAAGGCGACACUCAAUAUUCAGAAUUCACCCUCAUGUCUGGCACUUCCAUGUCUUGCCCUCAUGUUGGUGGUGCAGCUGCUUAUGUAAAGUCAUUCCAUUCAGAUUGGUCUCCUUCUGCUAUUAAGUCUGCCCUCAUGACUACUGCAAGACCUAUGAGUUCAAAGGUGGACAGGGAGAGAGAGUUCGCUUAUGGUGCUGGACAAGUUAAUCCGACGAGAGCCAGAAGCCCUGGAUUAAUUUAUGACAUGGAUGAUAUGUCAUAUAUCCAAUUCUUAUGUCAUGAAGGUUACAAUUCAUCAUCAGUGUCCAGUUUACUUCGACAACGGGUAAAUUGCUCCACACUGAUUCCUGCAAAUGGAGAAGAUGCUAUCAACUAUCCCACAAUGCAGCUUGGCAUAAAGAGUGAUCAAGAACCAACCGUAGGCGUUUUCAGGAGGAGAAUUACCAAUGUUGGCCAAGCUACGUCUGUUUAUAAUGCCACUAUCAGAGCUCCUAAGGGAGUGGAUAUCACAGUAAAACCGAUGACACUUUCAUUCACGCGCGUGAUGCAGAAGAGAAGCUUCAAGGUUGUUGUUAAGGCUAAACCAAUGUCAAAUGCUAUAGUAUUGUCAGGUUCACUCAGUUGGAAAAGCUCCAGGCACAUUGUAAGAAGUCCUAUCGUCAUAUAUGAUCCAAAGGUCUUUGGCUAAUUGCUAAUAUGAUAGCCUCCAAGGAAUAUGAUACAGAAGAGGCACAAAAGAACAUCAAGAAAUAGAGAUGAUUGAUGAAAUUAAUUUAUGUACAGGUGAAGGCAGGGUAGGGGUGCACAAGAAUUGAAUUUGAAGAACAACAGAAUGUUACAUCUGUGAAUAAAUAAUCUACAUGUAUAUUCAUUUCAUAUACUUAAUUAAUUUAUCAGCACUUCUACAACAUUAUACUCCUAGUUACUAAUGACUUCAAGAAAUAAGUCCGUGUCAAAAUUUCAUUCAACCAGUUUGUGAUUUCCUUAAAGGAUAUAAUAGACAAUUUGAAGUUGUACCUGAUCCCUUUCCUACAAUAAAUCUUGU
Molecule: messenger RNA, 3233 nt
Organism: Lycium barbarum (goji berry)
Lineage: Eukaryota; Viridiplantae; Streptophyta; Magnoliopsida; Solanales; Solanaceae
Product: subtilisin-like protease SBT4.14
Exons: 11
Coding region: 636-2876 (746 amino acids)
Biological process (GO): proteolysis
Molecular function (GO): serine-type endopeptidase activity
Source: RefSeq, a predicted model, not a curated record